This is a messenger RNA of Lycium ferocissimum, 1664 nucleotides long. Its product is annotated as B-box zinc finger protein 20. Bases 629 to 1231 code for a protein of 200 amino acids. The record is from RefSeq and is a predicted model, not a curated record. The transcript is spliced from 3 exons. Gene Ontology annotation, biological process: regulation of DNA-templated transcription; photomorphogenesis. Lineage: Eukaryota; Viridiplantae; Streptophyta; Magnoliopsida; Solanales; Solanaceae. Gene Ontology annotation, cellular component: nucleus. Gene Ontology annotation, molecular function: zinc ion binding.
UUUUUCUGUCUUAGUUGGGAUUAAUUUGACGAACUCUGAUCUCUUGGGGCAUUUCUCAUUUCUUUUUUCAUAACGGUUUUAUUGGGGUCAACUUGCGUCCACUUUGACUAGUCACUUGUUAUCUAUUAUCUCCCAAUUUUGUACAUAUGUACCGACUAGUUUUGCCCGCCACGAUCCAAAUGAUAAAAAAAUCACUUAGUAGUUCUUUUUUUUGGUUUAUGAUGGAAUUUAAAGUAUGAUCUCUAAGGAUCUUUUCCACUUGAGUAACUAUUGUGUGCUGAGUGCGAAAGCUAUUUAAGUGAUUAGAAUAUACGUUUUAACAGGCAACAGCCAACUUGUUUCCUUCUUUUGUCUUUACAUUUAAUUGGACAGAACAGAAGCCAUUGUCUUCUUUCCAGAGUUUUCUCUUUAUGGUCAGUCAGUGAAAGAUUUUAAUACUUUCUGAAACUCCUCAGACUUUAACUGUGAGCCCCCCAUGACACAACCCCUUUGUGCCCAUAAUACUUCGUCUUUUUCCCAAAUUUACUCCCUUCCAACUAAUAUUCAAACUACAUACUAUAUAUAUGUAUAUAUCUGUUAGGGAAACCGUACGAUUAAAGAGAACAAAGAAGGAACCAUUAAAGAAAGAAUGAAGAUUCAAUGUGAUGUUUGUGAUAAAGAAGAGGCAUCAGUUUAUUGCUCCGCUGAUGAAGCCACCCUUUGCCAACGAUGUGACUACCAAGUUCACCAUGCCAACAAGCUUGCUAGCAAACACAUUCGUUUUUCUCUAAUUCAUCCUUCUUUCAAAGACUCUCCUCUUUGUGACAUUUGCCAGGAAAGACGAGCCUUGCUAUUUUGUAAAGAAGACAGAGCAAUACUUUGCAACGAAUGUGACUUGCCUAUACACAAAGCAAAUGAACAUACAAAGAAACACAACAGGUUUCUUCUAAGUGGAGUGCAACUCUCUUCUGCUGUGGCUUCUAAUUAUGACCAAACUUCAUCAUCUUCAUCACCCACUGGAUCUGCUGCGAGUAAUGCUGGCACUAAGUCUAAAGCUCGCAGUGGUUAUUCUGGGAUUAAGAGUAAUUCGAUUUCGACUACAGAAUCAACACCUAAUUUUCAAGUUGAUUAUAAUCAAGAGGGUUCAGUUUCAACUAGUAGCAUAUCAGAGUACUUGAUUGAGACUCUUCCUGGCUGGCAUGUUGAAGACUUUCUUGAAUAUCCCUGUUCUUCUCCCUAUGAUCAAUUUUGAUCAGAUACGGCCGGCUGUUUAGUUUUUUCCACUACAAGAAGUGGGGUUACCUCUUAACAUCAAAUUAAGCCUGUAGAAAACAAUGUGUUGAAAGCAAUCAGCAAGAAAAAUGGAGCUCCUGUUCUUCAGAUACCCUUUAAAGGCAUCAAUCUUUUGAGACAUAAGACAGAGUUAUACAAGCUGUCAUCUGACCUUUUCUUUUGGUUACUAAUUUUGAUCAGUUACUUGGUUUUUGGAUAAGUAAAAACCAAACUGUUUUUGCAAGUCAAAUCACUUCGACUUGUUAGAAUCUAUCCAUCAGACAUAAGAAUGGGUUUUUACCGGAUCCGGGGUGCUCUUGUUUUUGCUUUGUGGGAGCUGAUCUUUUUGUAAUGGCUUUAUGCCCAAUUACCCGCUUUGAUUAUUGAAUAUGGUGUUCGUAUUUAACAAGUUA